This is a messenger RNA of Carya illinoinensis, 1246 nucleotides long. Its product is annotated as 50S ribosomal protein HLP, mitochondrial-like. The transcript has 6 exons. The record is from RefSeq and is a predicted model, not a curated record. Gene Ontology annotation, biological process: translation. Gene Ontology annotation, cellular component: ribosome; mitochondrial large ribosomal subunit. NCBI's taxonomy places the organism in Eukaryota, Viridiplantae, Streptophyta, Magnoliopsida, Fagales, Juglandaceae. Gene Ontology annotation, molecular function: structural constituent of ribosome; large ribosomal subunit rRNA binding. Bases 508 to 1029 code for a protein of 173 amino acids.
UAUGUAUAGAAUUUUUCAUGCCUAAAUAAGCUUACUAUUGAGCCGGCCUGGUUAGAGCACCACUCCCCCACCGCCCAAGAAUAACAAGCCGAACUCCUCAUCUCCAAGCCGUGCGUCCACUGUCCUUGCUUCCGCCGCUCAAGUUCCAUCCACCUGUGCCGGGCUCACACCCAUUUUCGGGUUUCAAAAUCCCUAAACCGUGCAUCCCCUCCGGCCACCUUCACUGUCUCGCUGCCGCUCUUUGCUGGUCAGCUUCUCUCUCUCUACACGCCCCAACCGCUCGGCCUCAUUUCCCCUCCUCUCUGAGUCGAACCCAAGCCCAGACAAUCUUCCCAAAGCCUCCAACCUUCAACCGGACCACACAUGGGGACAGAAAAUCCGUUGGCUGCUGGCGCGAAGCUCUGAACACCGGCGAUCUUCCAGAAACCUCCCUUGUUCACGUUGGGGCUUACAGCUUGUGAAUUUGUGCUGGAAAUACCCUCCUAUGCACUGAAUUACAGCACGUGAAUGCUUGCUGCAGAAUUUUCCAUGGCUGCAGGAUUUGCUUCAACAUCAUCUCGUGUCGGUCGUUCAUUGUUGGGAUGCCUCAGCAACAACUUGUCGAGUGUACUUGGCACAUCUCAAGGGAUAGCUUGCUGCAAUUUGUUAUUGCAGCAGCAAAGGACUUUCAUUCAGAUGCGAACUGUUCUUAAAGUUGUGGACAACUCGGGGGCUAAAAAGGUGAUGUGCAUUCAAGCUUUAAAGGGGAAGAAAGGUGCAAGACUGGGAGACACAAUUGUUGCAUCUGUCAAGGAAGCCCAUCCAAAUGGAAAAGUGAAGAAAGGAAAAGUUGUAUAUGGUGUGGUUGUGCGUGCCGCAAUGCAACGCGGCCGCUGUGAUGGCAGUGAGGUCAAGUUUGAUGACAAUGCUGUGGUGCUUGUCGACAAGCAAGGCCAACCCAUUGGGACAAGAGUAUUUGGGCCCGUCCCACAUGAACUGAGGAAGAAAAAGCAUGUUAAGAUUCUUACUUUGGCGGGGCAUAUUGCGUAGAAUAUGCCGAGGGACAGAGCCUAGCACGGCUUAACUAGAUUGAGCAUAUGCUUGGUUUGACUCUUGAAAUUAUAAAAAGAGAGAAGAAUCGAAAGGAAUGUCUCUUGCCCGUCGAUUUUCAAUCUAAACUUUCAAAUAAUGUAGUAGUUCCUGCCAUUGAUUUGCACUAUUCUUGCGUACUACAUAAUCAAAUUAUCAUGUUAGGUGGUGCGUCCUA